GUCAUGCAGUCUGUUUGGUGGAUCAUCAUGUGCAAAGCCGCAAGCGUCAGACUGGUCCAGGCUGAGCCUGAAUCUUGGGUUGAUGUGGCAGGGCAAAAUGGUGGACAUCCGCUGUUAGGAAUGAAGCUCAAGUCUGAGGAGGGACCAUAUUGCGGGGCGUUUCUGAACGGCCGAAGCAUUCUCUUUGUAUCUGCUUGUGGUCGAGCACCGCCGGGCUGACGCAUAAACGGGCAAGGUCAAACCUUCGGGCUGGCAGGUCUCGUCUCUAGGUCCUCGUCACAGAUGUUAAGGGGUGUGUGAGUAAAGAAGCUUGGCGGGAGUGGAAGAAAUGGAGGUCGUUCCCGCAAAGGCUGUGGCUAGAGGGGUGGACAAUGCGGACGAGCCGCGUGAGGGGGGGCAGGAGUCGGUAGUGGUGGAGAAGCGGGGCGGCCACGCCGCGUACUGCAAAUGGACCAUCGCUCAGUUUGGCAAGGUCAAGCAGCGCUCUCUGUGGAGCAGAUAUUUUGAAGUAGGCGGCUAUGAUUGCCGGCUGCUAGUCUACCCUAAGGGCGACUCCCAGGCCCUCCCAGGCUACGUCUCCAUCUACCUCCAAGUUUGCGACCCCCGGGGCAACUCGGCGCGCUGGGACUGCUUCGCGAGUUACAGGCUGUGCGUGGUCAACUGCAUAGACCCAGCCAAGUCCAUCCAGCGGGACUCCUGGCACCGCUUCAGCGGCAAGAAGAAGAGCCACGGCUGGUGCGAUUUUGCGCAGGCGUCGGUUCUGGUGGACCCCAGCCAGGGGUUUCUGGUCAGCGACGCCGUCCUGAUCAGCGCAGAGAUCCUGGUGCUCCACGAGUCUGUCUCCUUCUCCAGGGAGAAUGAGCUCGCGCUCUCAGUUGGCCCCACGCCUGAGGUCCUGAGCGGCAAGUUUACAUGGAAGGUGCACAACCUCUCUCUCUUCAAGGAGAUGAUCAAGACGCAGAAGAUCAUGAGCCCGGUCUUUCCCGCUGGGGAGUGCAAUCUGCGCCUCAGCGUGUAUCAGUCCUCCGUCGGGGGGGUGGACUACCUCUCCAUGUGCCUAGAAAGCAAGGACACGGAAAAGUCCGGUCAGGUCGAACGCAGCUGCUGGUGUCUCUUCCGGAUGUCGGUUCUUAACCAGAAGGGGGGGUCAGGCCACAUGCACCGGGACUCCUACGGCCGCUUUGCUGCGGACAACAAGAGCGGGGACAACACGUCGCUAGGCUGGAACGACUACAUGCGGAUGAAUGACUUCCUGAACCCUGAGACGGGGUUCCUGGUUGAGGACACGGCGGUGUUCAGCGCGUCGUUCCAUAUCAUCAAGGAGUCGAGCAGCUUCUCCAAAAACCUGUCGCCAGGGUUUGCUGGGGGGCGGGCCGGGGGCGGGUCGAAGAAGAGCGAUGGUUUUCAGGGAAAGUUCCUGUGGCGGAUUGAGAACUUCACCAAGCUGAAGGACCUGCUGAAGAAGCGCAAGAUCACGGGCCUCUGCAUCAAGAGCCGGCGCUUCCAAGUCGGGAACAGGGACUGCCGCCUGAUUGUGUAUCCCCGAGGCCAGUCGCAGCCCCCCAUGCAUCUGUCCAUGUUCCUGGAGGUCACCGACCCCCGCUCCGCCGGCAUUGACUGGUCCUGCUUCGUCAGCCAUCGCCUGUCGGUCGUCAACCAAAAGGCCGACGACCGGUCUGUCAACAAAGAGUCCCAGAACCGAUACUCCAAGGCCGCAAAAGACUGGGGCUGGCGCGAGUUCAUCACGCUCACCGCGCUCUUCGACCAAGACUCGGGGUUUCUGGUGAACGACACCGUGGUCUUCUCGGCCGAGGUACUGAUUCUAAAGGAGACCGCGAUCGCGUCGGAGCCUCCUCCCGAUCUGGGGCUGCCUGCGCCGGGGGGGUGGGACGGCGGCCGGCCGGCGGUGCUGGGGUCGUACCGGGGGCUGUUCACGUGGCGCGUCGAGAACUUCCUGGCGUUCAAGGAGAUCAUGGAGACGCGCAAGAUCUUCUCCAAGUUCUUCCAGGCCGGGGGGGUGGAGCUGCGGAUCGGCGUGUACGAGUCGUUUGACACGCUGUGCAUCUACCUGGAGAGCGACGCGGCCACGGUGGCGGCGGACCUGGACCGCAACUACUGGGUGCGCUACCGCAUCGCGGUCAUGAACCAGAAGCACCCGGAGCGGACCGUCUGGAAGGAGUCCUCCAUCUGCACGCGCACCUGGAACAACAGCGUGCUGCAGUUCAUGAAGGUGUCCGACAUGCUGGAUCCGGACGCCGGAUUCGUUGUUCGCGAGGCCGUCGUGUUCACGUGCGAGGUGCUGGACUGCUGCCCCUGGAUGGAGUUUGCGGACCUUGAAGUGUUCCUGUCGGACGACGAGCCGGACGAUGCGCUCAGCACGGAUCCGGACGACUUCCUAGAUUCGGACGACAGCGAGGACGGCUUCGAGGGGGACGACGAGGACCUGUUCCGGACGCUUCUUGCGAGGACCGGUUUCCACCUCGGGAACCCCUCCGACGGUCCCCCUGCGCUGCUGCUCGACCCGAUGCAGCUCCAGGCUGCGCUCCAGGAGCGCCUCCUAAUGGACCCGUCCUCAGUCGGCGCCUUCCUCACCGGGCUCCGGUUGUACCUCGACGAGCCGAACAAACUUAAGCGGCUGCUGAUGCCCACCAAACUUCCGGGCAUGCUCGGCAAGGGCCGGGGCGACGCCGGGGAGUAUUCACACCCGUUCGCGGCGCCCAGCCUGAUCGACCUGCUCAUGGGUGUGAAGGUGCUCCAGCAGGACGUGCUGGACUUGCUGCUGGACAUCAUGGUCGUGUGCUGCACGCCGCAGCAGCGCGGGGGGGAGGAGUUCCGAGCGCCGCCGGAGGGGGGGGAGCCUCCGGUCGCAGAAGCGACCGAGCCGUGGCCGUUUUGGGCGGACCACAGGGGGCAGGUCACUGGAGGGGGGGAGGCGCCGAGCCAUUCUCGGCAUCAUGGGGGGAGGGGAGUGCCGGAUGCAGAGCCCCCCCAGCAGCUGCAGCACGUGCGGUUCGGGGGGGGUGAGGGCGGCGUCGUCGACGAAAGGUUCACAGUCCGAGGGGACUCGGAGUGCGUCCGGAGCGACGCAGCGAGGGCCGAGAUGACGUCAUCGUCGAUCGACCCCGGCCCGCCGGUUCUCAACAGCGGGCUGAAGCACGCCGCGGCCUCGCAACCGUCGGUUUCGGCGCCCAGAACGCCCCCCCGAGUGAAUACCCCUCCGCAGGCGUCGGAUGCUUCUGCAGUCGAAAGCGUGACCCCCGACGACGUCAGCGAGUCAUCGUCUCUGGACCCCUCCCACGCUGUUCCUGCGUCGGAGCUAGACGCGCCCCCAGAGCCUGAUAGCGGGUCGGGGCCGUUACCAGCGCACGCCGAACCGUUACCGAACGUGCGGGGCGGGGGAGCGCACCAUCGAGUGCGGAGUAGUUGGCAGGAGGAGAGCGAGGAGCUGCUCGGGUUGAUUGUGAACGCGCUGCGACAGCUGGACGGCAUGAUGCCGCACCACGCGGAGCUGGGAGAGCCGCAGGACAGCGGGCCGAGGCGGCCGCACUCGGCACAGAAAGUCGAGCUGGUCUUGGAUCGCGCGCCCCAGCACCUCCUCCCCGACCUCAUCGCGCUCGCGCCCAAAAUGGUGGACCGAGACGAGCACGUCGCAAUCGCUGCGUCGCUCGUGGGCCGCCUGAGUAGUCCCGAGACGGACCUCAAUCUGCGGCUGCCCCUCUUGGCGUCGGUCAGCCACCUGGAAGUGGGCGCAGAGGCGUGGGAACAGGUCUUGGCGCAUGGGCUGGAGCUGAUGCAGGUCCUGAACGACGACGAGUCGCUCGCCGCGACCAUCAGCUUCGUCCUCAAGGCCGCCGCCGAUAGCGGCAACCUGCCCGCGGCCGCGUACGCGAUCCGCACCAAGCUCAAGCGCCUCGGCCCCGCGAUCCCCCCCCUCGUGCUCGACGUCAUCCGGUCCACCGUCUGCCUCCGUGCUGACGUGGCAUCCGCGCUGCUGCACGACGUCGACUCGGACGAGGAGCGCGCGUCGCUCGACAGCGUGAACGGCCGCGCCGCAGCCGCGGCCGCGCAGGCCGCGCACUCGAUGAUGUUCGGCGCGGACGUCUCCGGGGAGGUCAUGUUCGCCGACGGGAUGAUCCCCGACAUGGGCGGCGGGAUGUUCGGCGGCGACCCAGGGGCCGCCCUCGCGGCCGCGCAGGCGACCGCCGCCGCCUGCUGGCGCAUCGCGGAUGUCGACAUCCUCGUGGAAAUGCUCACGGUCCCCGCGCUCCGGCUCGAAGCGCAGCGGGUGUUUGAGAGCGCGAUCUCGCGGGGGGUGUUUGGGGAUCAGGCGGUCGCGGUGGUUUUGGAACGGCGGCGGUCGCAGCGACUGAUUUUGGACCUGAGGCUGAGUGUGGCGCCCCCGGUGGGGGGGUCCGACGGGCAGGUGGGCGCCCCCCCCGAGGACGACGAUUUUCCGGCUGUGCUGGCGCUCGCGGAGGCUCUGGCCGCGAGCAAGGACGUGCGGGCACGGGAGUACGUCAGCACGCUAUACUCGAUCAUGUUCAAGGUGUACGGGGACGAGAGUUCCCGUGAGCGCAUGCUGCGUGGCAUCGUGGACCGCGCAUGCAGCAGCUGUCGGGAGAGCGGGAAGCCGUCGCUGGACUCGGACCUCGGUUUGGACGUCCUGUCGUUUGUUGUCCGGGAGGAAGACGGGGCUGCUCAGCCCGCCUUGACAAUGCUAAGGCAAGCGGUGGAGGGCGCCUACGCAGAGCGAGCCGCGGUGGCGCGACAGCUGGCAACUACGGAGGAAGAGCUCGGCAAGCUGAAGGCGAACAAGGCGGGGGAGAUCCUGCGCUUGACCAAGGAGAGGGCCGAUCUGCAGGCCAAGCUGGCAGAGGCGGAGCAAACCGCACAGAAAGCCAAGGCUGAGGCGAAGACGGAGGCGGAGCGCGUGCGGCGGGAGGGCAAGGAGGGCGCGGAGCGCGUGCGCGAGCUGGAGGGGCAACUAGAGUGGGUGCGCAGCGAGCGCGAGGAGGAGGUGCAGACGCUCAAGGCGGAGCGGAAGGCGCUCGAGCAGCGCGCCCGAGAGGCCGAGGCGCAGCUCGCGCAGAUCAAGAGCCGCAAGAAGGACGAGCUUAAGCGCGUGAUGAAGGAGAAGAACGUGCUGGCGGAGCGGCUCAAGACGGCGGAGACGUCGCGGCAGAAGUUCGACGAGGAGAUGAAGCGCGUCACGAGCGAGACGGUGGGCAAGGACGAGCUGCGCAAGACGCUCGAGAACGAGGUCCGCCGGCUCAACUCCAGGAUGGGCCAGACCGAGACGGGCCUCCGCGAAAAGGAGGAGCAGAUCCUGCGCUGCGAGGCGUACAUCGACGGCAUGGAGGCCAAGCUGCACGCGCACCAGGACUACAUCCAGACGCUCGAGGCCAGCCUGCAGGAGGAAAUGCAGCGGCACGCGCCGCUCUACGGUGCCGGCCUCGAGGCACUGAGCCUGAGCGAGCUGUCCACGUUGGAGCGGAUCCACGACGAGGGGCUCAAGCAGGUGAGGGCCCUGCAGCAGCAGCGGUCGGCGCCGUCCCGGCCCGGCUCAGGGCACGGUCCGCUGCCCAACGGGUCAGCGGGGCCUUCGAGCGGGGGCGCGGUCGUGCGGCCGAUCGGCGCGGAGAUGAAGGGCGCCGGGGGGCGGCCGAAUGGGAUUGGGAUGGGGAUGGGGGGGAUGUCGCAGGGGGGCGGGAUGGGGGGGAUCUCGGAGGCGGGGGGGAUGGGGGGAAUGUCGCAGGCAGGGGGGAUGGGGGGCAUGUCGCAGGCAGUGGGGGCGAUGGGGGGGGUGGGGGCGAGUUUGUUUGGGGGAGUGCAAGCCGGGGGACAGCCCCGGGCCGUGGCUUCGAGCAGGAGCAUGAGUCCGGCGCCGCCGAACGGGGGGGUGGGGAAUGGGGCGCACAUGAAUGGGAACCAUGUGAACAUGAACAGCUGGUUCCAGCCUGUAUAGAAGGGGGCGCGAUCAAAAGAGUGCGGUUGUGAGCGUGAGUAGAGUAAUUGUGCAAACGCGUACUUUUGAGUGAGGUGCACAACGUCUGUAGAGGUGUUGGUGUCACAACCUGUCAAAGAGACACGGCCCAGCAUUGUCAUUGAUUGGUUGUAUCCGGAACAGUGCUGCAUAAAUCAAUCGUGCGUGCACGCUUUCGG
Molecule: messenger RNA, 6162 nt
Organism: Klebsormidium nitens
Lineage: Eukaryota; Viridiplantae; Streptophyta; Klebsormidiophyceae; Klebsormidiales; Klebsormidiaceae
Source: the annotation of a GenBank genome assembly